Amphimedon queenslandica is the source of this 3917-nucleotide messenger RNA. RefSeq lists its product as uncharacterized. Gene Ontology annotation, molecular function: ATP binding; transmembrane receptor protein tyrosine kinase activity. Gene Ontology annotation, biological process: cell surface receptor protein tyrosine kinase signaling pathway; multicellular organism development; positive regulation of kinase activity. The transcript is spliced from 30 exons. The record is from RefSeq and is a predicted model, not a curated record. Gene Ontology annotation, cellular component: signaling receptor complex; plasma membrane. NCBI's taxonomy places the organism in Eukaryota, Metazoa, Porifera, Demospongiae, Haplosclerida, Niphatidae. Bases 2 to 3772 code for a protein of 1256 amino acids.
GAUGAUGCUCACUCUAUCUUUGUUAGUAUUAUUGUCUCCAUUAGUUUUUGUGAGCAGUUUUGAAUUGUCUGUUACUAUUGAAUCCAAUAAUGUUGACUGCUAUCCUCGUUUGUCAUUCGAAUGGACUGGCACUACAACCAAUGAGUCAAAUACCAGCCAUUACAUUGGAGAGCUAGUGUCUCUUGGAGACUGUGCAGGAACAAAUCUAUCAUACAUAAUUGAUGAAGAUGAAACAUCUUUUGAUAUAGAAAGAAAUGACAGCAUAUCAUACAAUUGUGAUUAUAGAUUUACUCUCACUUCUUACCCUGAUGGUGAAAAUGCUACCAUUCAGUUUCACACAACAUUGCCUACCAAUUUGGUAUUGGCUGAUGUGUCAUUGUCAAGAUUCAGUUUGUUUGGUACAACAAUCGACUUAUCCGUUAGCUGGAAUCACAUUCCGCAUGCGAAUGACACCAUCAAGAGAUAUGACGCUAGAGUCAUUAACAGGCAUCUCCAAACUGUUCUAUCUCUUCCUUUUCUUACCGAACCAUUCAUCAAUGGAUCCUUUACACUCACAAGUGUAUCCGAGCCACUAUACAUUCAAAUAAGAGGGAUAAACAGCAGGUGUGUGGAUGAUACACGCUUCAAUGUUUGGAGUGAGCCCUUGUUGCUCAGUAACAUUCAAUGCAAUACAUUUACUCACAACGUUGUUGAGCCAUUCACCUCGGAGAGAGAAGCUGUUGAUAGAGCAAGAUGUCAUGCAAAAUGUGUUGAUGAAUAUGCAAUCGAUGCAGUGAGGGCAUUGAAUACUGUGUGGCCUUUUCUUGAUGUGUCUACACAAAAUUGUUCAACAAAAAAUCUAAUUAAGCAGUGCUUCAUUGGUUGUGUAGAGAAACUAAAGAGUCCAUUUAUUGCUGAUUACAUUUGCACUGACCAUUGUGUUACUAGUUGUAAGGAUGAGUGUAAUGGAAAUAUACAGUGCCCCAUGGGAGAUGGAAGCAGCUGUAAUAGAAAAUGCAAAUACAGUCCAUGUGAGAGAGGCUGUCGGUUGUUUAGCUCUCUAGCAGAAGAGUCGUCAUUACCAGUUAAUCCAACUGAUCAUCCUUCCUUCAUAACGACCAACUCCAUUGAAGGAGGAGGAUAUAAUAUUAAUUUAAAGUCAAUUAAUGACUCCAUAAUAGGACAAUCAGCCACAACUGUCCUCCUCCAAAUAAAAUCAAAACAAUUAACCUACUAUCAGUGGCAGGAAAGUCUUAAUUCGGCUAAUCUUACCUCCUUUGCCUGUCAAGCUGUCAACGUCUCCAUUGCCAUAGUAACAGCAAGAGGUAUUUCAUCCUACUCUAGGCCACUUGGUAUUCAUGUCUAUGGAGAAACACGCUUUGCAUCUCAUCCUGGUUCAAUUAGUAUAACCAUAAAGGAGGACCGGAGGGAAGGAUUCUUUAAACAUGCAAUGUUAAAUUUCAGCUGGAGCAAGCCAACCAAUAACCUUGAGCAUUUGGAGUAUUACCAGAUUACGAUAUUCUCUGUAUUGCCAGAAUGUGGUGGAGUAGGACAGUUUAAUUACAAUGUUACUAAGAAUGAAACCAGUCACUUGAUUAUAUCUAGUGUUCCUAUGUCUCUUCCAAUUUUCCAAUGCUUCUAUUUUUAUAGGAUACAUUCCGAACCAUCCGACAGUCGAUAUGACAUUCCAUUCGCUCCCUUAGACGUAUCAAGAGAGUCUGGACCUCCCCCAGUAGCAAACCUUAGCUGCCACAGAAACCAAAACGUCACUACUGGUGUAAUCACAGCCACAAUAAGGUGGACUAUUGAGCCUUGUGAUGCUUUUCUCAUGGAAAGAAUUAUACAAUUUAUUACUUGGAGGGAGUUUUUAGAAGUAGGAGCUGAGUCUAGCCGGACGAGAUUUAGACGCAUACCAAAGGUUGAUAAUAAUUGUACUGAGUAUCAGACUCAAUAUGUCUUCUCUCCAAAUAUAGCACUUCAUGACCGUCUCAGAGUUAGAUUGCAAUACUUCAGUAAUUUUAGUAUUUUUUGGCGAUUGCUACCAGAGCAGACCACCUGUGUCUUGAAUACAAGGUCAAACCGACCAUCAGUCAAUGAAAUUGAGAAUAUCACAAUCCACUCAGUGACAGAUUUUUUAUUCAAUAUAAGUCUAUCAUGGUCUACUCCUGUCUUAACGUACGGAGCGUUGACAAAUUAUACAAUAGUUAUUACUGCAGAGCCAUUGAAUGACAAUGAAACUGCUAGCAACACUACCAGGAUAACAGUAGAGACUACUACUGGGGAAGAAAACAGUCUUGAUAUAAAUAGACCAAAUAUAUUUCCUACAUCAAUCUCAUGUUUUUAUGCACAAGUAAGAUCAAGCAAUGGGCAAAACACAAGCGAAUGGAGUGACUUUGUGAUUAUAAAUAAAGAUAAUGCAAUGUGCAUCAAUGAAACUACUACUGAUAGUCCUACCACCAAUGGAACUGAAACUGUUACGGAGGACUCCACAUUGCCAGUGUAUGUAGUCCCAGUUGCUGCAGCCGGAGGAGCAUUACUGAUCAUAAUCAUUAUCAUCUUGUUCAUAUUAUUACUAUUCUGCUGCUUCCUUUACUGCAAACAAAGAAAAUUUAGGAAAUCAUUUGACUUUAAUAAUGGCAGCGAUUGGCUACCAAUGAACAGUCCGACCGAUGGCGGCACUAACAGUCAUGCUAUCAACAGUAACUAUAGUAUCCUAAGAGAUGCAUGGGAAAUAGAGCCAGUCAAAAUAAUACUGGAGAGUCAAUUGAGUGAAGGAGCAUUUGGCACGGUGCAUAAGGGAUAUAUAUGUGGACCAUUGAACAAUGCAAGACUCCCAUCAGAUGUAAGGAAGAGUGCGAGCAUACCUGUGGCUGUAAAAAUGAAUAAAAAAAUGGCAAACAGGACAGAGAGAGCCGAUCUACUGAACGAGAUAGAGCUGAUGAAGCUAAUAAGCGAAGGGAACCACCUCCACAUUGUUAACAUGAUAGGUUGUGUCACCAUACAGGAGCCGAUACAGCUCUGCAUGACAAUCAUUAAACACGGAGAUCUAUUGAAAUUCCUACAGUAUAUAAGGCAAAACCAACUGGCUAACACGAGUGGGGGUGAGCAGGAUAGUAUGUACUACAAUAUCGGAGAUGUGUCUCAUUCUGAUCUUUUCAGUUUCGGUUAUCAAAUAGCUUCUGGAAUGGAGUAUCUCUCUAGCAUUGGUAUCAUUCAUCGUGACCUUGCUUGUCGUAAUGUCCUCAUUGAUGCUGACAAAAACCUGAGAAUAUCCGAUUUUGGAAUGUCUAGAAAAGUCGGAGGAGCCGACGAAGCCUACGUGAAGAAGACCAGAGGGCGCCUCCCCUGGAAAUGGAUGGCAAUUGAGUCUCUCACUGAAAGAGAGUUUUCAUUUAAGUCUGACGUGUGGUCUUACGGAGUGACCCUCUGGGAAAUAGUCACACUUGGUGGUUUUCCAUACCCUACUGUCAGUAACAGUAACAUAUUGAGUCAUCUGCUGGAUGGGAAUAGAUUAGAAAAACCGCAAAAUUGCAGCCAAGAAAUAUAUAACAUAAUGACCCUUUGCUGGUUGAUUAAUGCCAAAGAAAGGCCAUCCUUCUGUGAGCUGAAGGUCAAGUUUGAUUCUUUACUGAGUAACGAAGCCGAGUACAUACAAUUAUCAGUUGAUCCAUCUCUGCCGUAUUAUAAUGUGAUCGAUGAUGAGCUGCUGUCCUGUCUAUCAGGAGAAGGGGAGGACUCACAGGUCAUUAUGAAUGAAGGCUUGAUGUCAAAGCACCAGACUAUGAAUAAUUAAAAACUAACAAUGUUCUUUUAACGUAAUUUUUAUUGAUAUAAGCGUCGAUACAACAAUAAUAAUAAAACCCGUCUGAUUUACAUCAUUAUCAUUGUUAUAAUUAUUGUAUAAAUAAAAGUAAAUCCCCUCUAUCACACUUGCUCAA